Molecule: messenger RNA, 1665 nt
Organism: Boeremia exigua
Lineage: Eukaryota; Fungi; Ascomycota; Dothideomycetes; Pleosporales; Didymellaceae
Product: Up-regulated during septation-domain-containing protein
Exons: 4
Coding region: 1-1665 (554 amino acids)
Source: RefSeq, a predicted model, not a curated record
AUGACACACAUCGCCAGCUGCAUACGGCCCGAUGCUGUCAAGACAUCCGUUUAUAUAACCCAAGAAACAUCCUACAGAAUGAGCGUACACUUGAACGUUUCAAGUGCGCCCUUACUUAAGAGUCCAUCCACAACCGAUAUUCCUCAAGCUGCUUCCCGAUAUCAACUCUGGCCAGCGGCAAAGAGCCCCGUGGGAACUUCAUCUGAAAAGCUAGCUGCUCUAUCUGUCGGCCGUUCCGCUACAUCACUUAGUGACACAGCCAUCCCUACAGAAACCGCACCGUUCUGGCAACGUGCAGGCUCAAUGUCGAGAAGAAGGAAAGUCAGUGUCCCCGAAUUGUCGGGCACAAUGACAACCGUCCAAGAGAUGCCUGUCGAUUCUCCAACCAUUCCAGGCAGACCGCCCCUUCGCAGGCCCUCGUAUGAGGCUUUCGGCCAUGAGAGAUCCAACAGUGCCCCCGGCACAGCUUGGAGAACUGGCCCGUUCGGUGAUGCGAUGACCUCUUGCAUUACUGGACCUUCACCUGUUCUGACGCAGGGAACUACCCCUACUUUUACGCAAGCAUCACCUAGCAUGUCAAACCGACCACUGUCACCAAUCUUGAGCCCUGGUCUGAAGCCAAAUCUCAAAGUCACAACCAUCAAUCCCACGUUGCCACCGGAGGUACCGCCCAAGUCACCAAGCAUUGAACGCAAGACUUCACCAGCUCCUCUUAAGCUCAGCUCCAAGUCUAGCAAAUCUCAACUUACGACACCGGCAUCCGCAACCUCGGGCGGAGUCAGCCCUCUCAGUACAUAUGACGUCAGACGCUCACCGAAGACUGGGGCACUCUUGCACACUCCAUCAUCCGCACAGUUACACACAUUCCGGACAGCAUCGCCACGUAGUUCGCCAAGGACAGAGAAGCAAGACCCUAUCGCCACUGCAGGCUCACAUAACCGGAAUAUGUCAGAAUCUUCGAUCAUGGACCGUGGUCGCCCAACACAGCGUACCAAGAGAUCUCACAGUCGAACUUGCUCAGAAUCUACUGGUCCUACUGUCCCGGCUGCCGACAACUGGUCUCUUCCUCAAGGCAUGCGCGUGCCUGAGGCAUCGAGACGUAUGAAUAGUGUUGAUCAGCAGUCACUCCACAAGCAAGCAUACGAGCAGGCUGGGAACUUUGAAGUACUGAACAAAUCAGACGUUGCCUCUCUAUCAAGAGAGCUUCGUGCACUCGAUGAACGCUGUGACUAUCUCCGCAAGACUUAUAAGUCUCUACGAGCUGGACGUCAGAAGCUUCACAGCCGCAUGAUUUCAUACCUGAAGCGCGGGGAAACCAACAUCUUCUCGCGCGAAUCUCUUCUCAAGCAGGAGGAGGCCCUCGCAGAAUUGGACAACUCCAUUGACGAAUUCAUCGCCAAGUUAGAGCAGUCUGAGAACCGACGCUUACGGCUUCGUCAGAAGCUGCUCGAGCACGUAGCUGCUGCCUUGGUGCUCACACCGACAGUCCGCGCUGACGCUGCGGAGAGUACACCUCCACGAAGUCCUGUGAAGGCAGAGGACAGUCCUUCGCGUACCGAAAGAAAGGACACAGAGUCGAUCAGGAUCUACGCUGACGGCCACGUUCUCAACCUAUUCUCCGAUAUCGAGAAAGCAAUCGGCCAGAUGUGCGAGCAACCAUGCUGA